This is a messenger RNA of Staurois parvus, 810 nucleotides long. The record is from the annotation of a GenBank genome assembly. NCBI's taxonomy places the organism in Eukaryota, Metazoa, Chordata, Amphibia, Anura, Ranidae.
AUGGCGUCCGGCUGGCAGGAGGCAGCGGCCCAGCACGCCGAGGAGGUGUCGGCCCGGUUACGGCAGCUGUUGACCACAGGCCUGGGCCUCCUCCGCACCGAGCUGGGAGUGGAGCUCGGCCUGCAGCCUCAGCUGUACCCGUCCUGGGUCUUCCUGGCCGUGCCGGCCUUCCUGGCCCUGCUGCUCCUCCUGCUACUGCUACACUGCGCCUCGGCCCGGGCCUCCCCAGCCAGGAGAGCGGCCACAGCGGAGGACGCGGAGCCGGCCCCGCACCUCGCAAAGGCCGCCCCUCUACCCAGCAAGAGCGUCCGGCUGGACGAGGCCCGGAAGAAGAGCAAGAAGAAGGCGGCCGACAAGGCCAAGCCCAACGGUCGCCCAGUAGAGCUUGCUGAGGAAGAGGUGAUUGUUCCUGUCAAAAAAGAGAGCCCGAAACAGCCACCUGAUGCUGAGAAGAAGAAUGAAAAGGUGAAGAAGAAUAAAAAGAAACCAAAGACUGAUGUAAAACAAACUCAGCAGUCGCCCAGCCAGGAUAAAAAGGAAGCCGAGGAAGGAAACUGGGAAACUAAGAUCAGCAACAAAGAAAAGAGACAGCAGCGCAAACGUGACAAAGGAACGGACUCUGAAAAUCUUCCUGAAAACACUACAGCAGUCACUGAAUCCUUCACAAUGGUGUCAUCUCAACCAACAAAUAUCAGAAAAUCUAAAGGUUUGUUCAUACAAAUGUUUUUCAUCUGCAUGGCUUCCUUUGGAGUGCCUACUUCUCCAGAUGGAGAAAGCAUCAUGACCCUUCAACAAUCCAAAGACUUAUAA